Messenger RNA from Mucor mucedo, 1263 nucleotides. RefSeq lists its product as uncharacterized. Gene Ontology annotation, biological process: regulatory ncRNA-mediated heterochromatin formation. The coding region runs from base 146 to 1201 and encodes 351 amino acids. Gene Ontology annotation, cellular component: nucleus. The record is from RefSeq and is a predicted model, not a curated record. The transcript has 12 exons. NCBI's taxonomy places the organism in Eukaryota, Fungi, Mucoromycota, Mucoromycetes, Mucorales, Mucoraceae. Gene Ontology annotation, molecular function: siRNA binding.
GUGAGAAAAAAGAAGAAAGGGAUAUAAAAAAUAAAAAUAAAAAAGACAUGUUUAUUUCUGCAUGUGUCUACGUACACCUUUUUGUGUACCCUAUCUACUUUUUUUUUUUUGACGUGGAAAAUGUAUUCUUUAUAGUUUUUAUAAAAUGUAUCGUAGAAGAAAGAUCGUUAAAGAGGAGAAACCUGUUAUUCCCGAUAACAUUAGAGACUUUGGUUAUGUUGUCAAGGACAAUGGUGAAAUUAGAAGCAUACACAGGGAUGAGCCCUAUGAAUUUGAUUACUUACCUAAAGACAGACCUUAUAACGAAGAGCGUUACAAAAAGUUCAUUGAUCUGGUUGGUGAUGUUGUCGAAGAGAAAUUACAAGCAGCUCCCUAUAACUUUCAAAAGGUUAUCGUGCCUAUUGGCGCUGACCCCACCAAAGACGUCCACUCUUAUAUCUACAUGACCCCUAAUGCAAUGACGACAACGGGUAAAGUGAUUGUUUUUAUUCCUGGUAACCAUACAAGAAUCGGUCAAUGGAGUAGAAGAGUCAUGUGUGACGAAAGCAUUGUGACUGGUUCCAUGAUGCAUAUUACGGACUUAGUUCGUGAAAAGGGAUAUGAAGUCAUCAUCCUUAAUUCAAACGGCAAUUACUGGUAUGAUAACAGAGCAUGGGACUCCCCUAAAGUGCAUUGUAGCGAGAUGACAGUUGUUCCUGAAAAUGAUAACCCGGAAAAUCAUUGUCAAUACGUCUUUCACAAUUUCAUAAGAAAUGUAAAGGCUGAAAAGGUGGCUGUUUUGGCCAUGGGAUGGGGUGGUCAUAGUUUCACGCUUGCAUUAAACAACGAAUUUGAUUUUAUCAAGGAUCGCGUAAAGGCCGUUGCCAUGACGAACAGUGUACAUGCACGCGAUUUAAUCGAAGGUGAUGGCAGACGCGCAUUUAUGUUUGAUAAUUGUGUAAAUUGGGUUGUAUCAAAUGCUAAAAAAGGAGAAACUGUUCAAGAUCUUCGCUUUGGUUGUACCAGCAUCUCAUCAGAGCUUGAAAUUGCUGAUUUCACCUUGAAUACCAUGCUGGAUGAUAUCAUGAAAUUCAUUUAUAUUAAAAUGGGUGACAUUGAACCCGUUGUUGAAGAGAGCGAUGAAGAAGACGAUGAGAACAGAGAAUUGACAAAGGAGGAGUUGGCAGAACUUGAUGAUAUUGAUAUGCUGAGUGUUGAAUAAUAAAAUAAAAAAUAUCACCUUUUUCAGAUGUGAAAUGAUGUGUCAAUAUGAUAUGUACGCAU